AAGCCUUCAUAACUCAUUCGUGGGCCUGCUACUUCCUCCAGGUGAAGCCUACCAGCCCAUAGUGAGAGCGCCAAAUGUGCCGAGUACUCCUCACGCCGGCAGCAGCGUCGCGCCGGCACCUCGUGCAGGUCUCGGAGCGCGAGCUUUUGGAGAAGAAGACGAAGAGGAAGCAAACAAUGGCGGAGCAGGGGACGGCUGGGGACCGAUGAGCACCGGAGGUGGGCUGGGAGCCAAAUCGGCAUCGAAGACCUCCAAUGCGCCCCGGGCACCUGCAUUCUCCAGUGCUAAGCUGGCUACCGCCACAGCACCUCUGCGUCCAUCUGGCGCUGGCAUAGGAGCGGGUUUUGGAAGUGCGACACCUUCAAAAUCUGCCGUCUUACCUGCUGGCAGAGUGGGAGCUUUUGGGACAGAGGAAGAAGAGGACUCGCCUGCUUCGAACAAGCGCAAGGAUCCCCCUGGCAAACGCAAACGUCUGAUGGACAGCUUCGCAGGGGAAUUGGCAAGAGACCAAGCGGAGCGUGAAUCUCGCUUGAAAGAGCGCAUUGGCGCGGAGGGUACAUCCGUCUCUUCUUUGUUGGCUGCCGAGUCUGCACCAAAAGGAGGCAGCAGACCCGACACGAGCGAUAUGACCACAACCAACGUCUGCGUCACAAAUCUCCCGGCAGAAGUGCCAGAAGCUGCUCUCGGUCGAUUUUUCAGUCGUUGGGGCGACGUCGGGACGGCAAAGAUCAUGUAUCCCCGCGAGAGAGAAGCGAACAGGCAAGGCUUGGUUGGCUUUGUAUCCUACAUGAAGAGAUCCGACGCCGAGUAUGCUUUGAGAGAAGCGGAUGGAAUACUAUGGACUGGAGCAGGCUCGUUUUCAGGCGGUCCAAUUUUGAGAACUGGGUGGGGAAAAGCCAUGCCGUUGCCGCCGACCGCAUGUUUCUUGCAACCGUCUUCUGCCAAGAUAGCGUCGUCGACUGCGCGCGGUGCUUCGCCCACUAGCACGACUGUGCGGGCGCGACAAAGAUCACCAGGCAGCGGACCUGUGCCGCACCGCAAGCCCCGCCCCACCGCCUCUGGGUCAAUGCCAGAUCUUAUCAAGCAAGUGGAAGAGGCCGUCGGAGCGCCCGGUAUGGAGCUGAUUCGGGAUGUUGCAAAGAGAGUGGUCGAUCAUGGCGACGGGUAUUAUCUAAAGGCUAUGAGGGACAAUGGCACCACAGACGUCAAGGACAAAUUUGCGUUUAUGUGGGAUGAGAACCUGCCCGCAUACCACUAUUACAGGACCCUAGUGGAUCCGGAUCACUUGCCCAUCAUCGACGCCCCACCAUUUGCUGAUGACGGCUACCUAUCACUCUACUCUUCCGAUUCUGAAGAGGGCUCCGAAGUGGAACGACAGCGCAAGUUGCAAAAGACCGACACUCUUGGUCCGAUCGCUAGAAGGAGACUCGAAGCGAUGCUGCGAAGCAUUACUUCUCGACGAGAGCGUAUCGCUCGAGUCAUGUGCUUUGCUUUGGAACGAGGCGCUGCAGCAGAUCAGAUUUCAGAGGUCCUCGUCGCUUCACUUCUGCAGCCGGGCACCCCGUUGGCCAGGAAGCUUGCCCGCUUGCAUGCCGUCUCGGACAUUCUGCACAACAGCGCGGUUCCACUGCCCAAUGCGUGGAAAUAUCGAGCAGCGCUAGAAGCCCGUUUGGAUGCUGCCUUUGUGCACUUGGGCCAGACAGCUAGGGUGUUAGGAGGAAGAAUUCGGCAAGAAGGCUUCAAGGAGCAAGUGAGAAGUGUUCUGAUGCUUUGGGAGGAAUGGUUGGUAUUUCCUCCGGAUGUUUGCAAGAGGUUCAGGGUGAAGCUGGAUGGGAACGAAGAAGCACACAAGGAAGAGCACACCCCUGCUAAGGAAAGCGCGCCUGAUGAGGACAUGCGCCAAGGUUCGAGUGAAGGUGCUUCGACUCGCAUCAGGCCUGCUGCACACUCUGGCCAUGUGCCGCUUCUCGGAUGAUCAUUGCCAUUCGUUAUGCGUGAAAACCAUGCUCAAAAAGCAUGCAUCCGUCGUCGUGACGUUAGCUUCCCCACUGAAUAUCGUGACCAUGUCGAUC
Messenger RNA from Ceraceosorus guamensis, 2072 nucleotides. RefSeq lists its product as hypothetical. Gene Ontology annotation, cellular component: nucleus. Gene Ontology annotation, biological process: RNA processing. The record is from RefSeq and is a predicted model, not a curated record. Bases 206 to 1975 code for a protein of 589 amino acids. NCBI's taxonomy places the organism in Eukaryota, Fungi, Basidiomycota, Exobasidiomycetes, Ceraceosorales, Ceraceosoraceae. The transcript is spliced from 9 exons. Gene Ontology annotation, molecular function: RNA binding.